Messenger RNA from Fusarium redolens, 1182 nucleotides. RefSeq names its product cytochrome P450. The record is from RefSeq and is a predicted model, not a curated record. The coding region runs from base 1 to 1182 and encodes 393 amino acids. The transcript is spliced from 6 exons. Lineage: Eukaryota; Fungi; Ascomycota; Sordariomycetes; Hypocreales; Nectriaceae. Gene Ontology annotation, molecular function: oxidoreductase activity, acting on paired donors, with incorporation or reduction of molecular oxygen; iron ion binding; monooxygenase activity.
AUGGAAGAGACCAAUGCUGCAGUAAAGUCGUCUAACCCGUGUGGGGAGAAUAUUGUGGACAUAAUAAACUCUGUCAACAGUGAAGUGUUGGUCUCUUGGCCUGGCUUUAUUACAGAGCUAGCACUGUUGGUUUUUGCCAUCGCUGUGCAUCGCCGUUAUUUCUCCAACUUGUCAGACAUUCCAGGGCCUUUCUGGGCAUCUGUCACUCGGCUCUGGCACGUAUGGAUUAUCCUUGAAGGUAAACAAAAUGUGAGGCUCAAGGCCCUUCACAGAAAACAUGGGCAAUUCGUUCGCAUUGCCCCUAACGAGGUCAGCGUUUGUCACCCAGAUGGGUCCACACUACUGCUUCGUGCCAAUUUACAUAAGAUCAAGAAAGCUCUUUCGAAGCACUUCACAGCAGGCUAUGCUUUGUCCCAAGUCCUCAAACGAGAACCAGAUGUCGAUGAGAAUAUUGAGCAUUUACUUCGCUGGGUAGAAAAGUACGCCGAAGACCGGAUGCCGAUGGAUCUGGACAGAUUUAUAACAUAUACGACGUUUGAUAACAUAGGCUCCGCCUUGUUCUCUGAGCCGUUUGGAUUCAUUAGGGCUGGUCGCGACAUCGACGGCACAUUAAGGAACAACGUGGCAUUGAGUAGAUUUGCAGCGGUAGCGGGCUUUUUCAUAGGCCCUUUGCGUAUCCUUAUCAAUCCUCUUAACAGUUGGUUGCUGCUUCUACCUAUGGGGCACCUCUACAGAACAACGUCAGUCGCCAUCAAGAAGCGUCUGAACAACCCCGAAGCACAUAAUGACAUGGUCGCACAUUGGUUGGGCGCUCACCAGAAGUCUGGCGGACUCAGCCUUCGGAAAAUCGAAGCACAGGCCAACGUCAACGUGGGAGCAGGGGCAGAACCUGUUUCAUCUGCAAUACAGAGUCUUUUGUAUCACCUAAUUCAGCAUCCCGAAGACUGGCUUAGGGUUCGUAACGAGAUUCACGCCGCGAAAGCUGAAGGCUCGUGCCAUGGUCGCGUCGUUUCGUUUCAUGAUGCCGACAAUUUAACAUACUUACGGGCCUGCAUCAAGGAGGCAUUGCGUGUGUUCAGCCCCACGACCAUGGGACUGCCUCGCGUAGUAGCAAAAGGAGGAAUCAACAUCGCAGGUCGACAUUUUAAGCACGGCACAAUCCUAAGCGUAUCUUCAAAGUGA